Molecule: messenger RNA, 420 nt
Organism: Symbiodinium necroappetens
Lineage: Eukaryota; Dinophyceae; Suessiales; Symbiodiniaceae
Source: the annotation of a GenBank genome assembly
AUGAAGUAUCUCCACACAAUGGUGCGCGUUACCGACAUUGACGCCUCGCUGAAUUUUUACUGCAAUGCCCUGGGCCUGGAAGAACUGCGCCGCUACGACAGUGAGCAGGGCCGUUUUACCCUGGUCUUUCUGGCGGCACCCGGCGACAGCUCAGCCCAGGUAGAAUUAACCUACAACUGGGAUCCGGAAACAUUAUCCGGCGGUCGUAACUUUGGCCACCUUGCCUACGCAGUUGAUGAUAUUUACGCCACCUGCCAACGUCUGGCAGAUCAUGGUGUCAUCAUCAAUCGGCCACCGCGCGAUGGGCACAUGGCAUUUGUACGCUCGCCAGACGGCGUUUCGGUUGAGUUGCUGCAAAAGGGUGAAGCCCUGGCGCCAGCUGAACCGUGGAAAAGUCUGGAAAACAUCGGUCAGUGGUAA